Molecule: messenger RNA, 1320 nt
Organism: Leptosia nina
Lineage: Eukaryota; Metazoa; Arthropoda; Insecta; Lepidoptera; Pieridae
Source: the annotation of a GenBank genome assembly
AUGGGUCAAAACCAAUCCGGAGGUGGAAGUGGGGGUGACAAAAAGGACGAUAAAGAUAAGAAAAAGAAAUAUGAGCCGCCAAUUCCAACAAGAGUUGGUAAGAAGAAACGCAAGGCGAAGGGACCCGACGCUGCGUUAAAGUUGCCACAAGUUACACCGCAUACUCGUUGCAGACUAAAAUUAUUAAAGCUCGAAAGAAUUAAGGAUUACCUUUUGAUGGAAGAGGAGUUUAUUCGGAAUCAGGAACGCCUCAAACCACAAGAAGAAAAGAUUGAAGAAGAAAGAUCUAAGGUUGAUGACUUACGGGGAACACCCAUGUCUGUGGGCAACUUAGAAGAGAUUAUUGAUGAUAAUCACGCCAUUGUGUCUACAUCAGUUGGUAGUGAACAUUAUGUGAGCAUUUUGUCAUUUGUGGACAAAGAUCAGUUAGAACCUGGAUGUUCUGUCUUAUUAAAUCAUAAGGUUCAUGCCGUAGUGGGUGUACUGGGUGAUGACACUGAUCCUAUGGUGUCUGUUAUGAAGCUAGAAAAAGCACCUCAAGAGACUUACGCUGAUAUUGGUGGACUUGACACUCAAAUACAAGAAAUCAAGGAAUCAGUUGAGCUGCCUCUGACCCAUCCUGAAUAUUAUGAGGAGAUGGGUAUCAAGCCUCCAAAGGGUGUAAUCUUGUAUGGUCCACCGGGUACAGGAAAGACUCUACUAGCAAAGGCUGUAGCUAACCAAACAUCAGCGACAUUCCUUCGUGUUGUUGGAUCUGAACUUAUUCAGAAAUAUUUGGGUGAUGGUCCGAAGCUAGUAAGAGAACUUUUUAGGGUUGCUGAAGAGCAUGCUCCUUCUAUUGUCUUUAUUGAUGAAAUUGAUGCAGUUGGUACAAAACGUUAUGAUUCUAAUUCUGGUGGAGAAAGAGAAAUUCAAAGAACUAUGUUGGAAUUGCUAAAUCAAUUAGAUGGGUUUGAUUCUCGAGGCGAUGUAAAGGUUAUAAUGGCAACAAACAGGAUUGAGACAUUGGACCCCGCAUUGAUUCGUCCAGGUCGUAUUGAUAGAAAGAUUGAAUUUCCACUACCUGAUGAAAAGACUAAGCGUCGCAUUUUUACCAUUCAUACCUCUAGGAUGACUUUAGCUGAUGAUGUCAAUUUGUCAGAACUUAUCAUGUCUAAAGAUGAUCUUUCUGGUGCUGAUAUCAAGGCAAUAUGUACUGAAGCUGGUUUAAUGGCGUUAAGAGAACGUCGUAUGAAGGUGACUAAUGAAGAUUUUAAGAAGUCCAAGGAGAGUGUUCUAUAUCGCAAGAAAGAAGGAACUCCUGAAGGAUUAUAUCUUUAA